Messenger RNA from Rhizopus microsporus ATCC 52813, 264 nucleotides. Its product is annotated as putative small nuclear ribonucleoprotein F. The record is from RefSeq and is a predicted model, not a curated record. NCBI's taxonomy places the organism in Eukaryota, Fungi, Mucoromycota, Mucoromycetes, Mucorales, Rhizopodaceae. The transcript is spliced from 4 exons. Gene Ontology annotation, cellular component: U1 snRNP; catalytic step 2 spliceosome. Gene Ontology annotation, biological process: spliceosomal snRNP assembly; mRNA splicing, via spliceosome. Gene Ontology annotation, molecular function: RNA binding. The coding region runs from base 1 to 264 and encodes 87 amino acids.
AUGUCUUUUGUUCCUGUUAAUCCCAAGCCAUUCUUAAGUGAUCUCACUGGUAAACCUGUUUCUGUCAAAUUAAAGUGGGGUGGUGAAUAUCAAGGCUAUCUUGUAUCUGUAGACAAUUACAUGAACUUACAGCUCGCAAACACAGAAGAAUUUCAAAAUGGUGUUUCUGUUGGAACCCUCGGUGAAGUGCUGAUUAGAUGUAACAAUGUCUUAUACAUUCGUGGGGUAGAUGAAGAUGCAAAAAUGGAGUCCGCAGAGGCUUAA